This is a messenger RNA of Podarcis lilfordi (Lilford's wall lizard), 309 nucleotides long. NCBI's taxonomy places the organism in Eukaryota, Metazoa, Chordata, Lepidosauria, Squamata, Lacertidae. The record is from the annotation of a GenBank genome assembly.
AUGAACCAGACGGCCGGAGUCUCCAACAGCGUCCGCUGCCCCAGCGGCAAAGGAGCCAAGGUAGGGGCAGCGUUGCCUGGGGAAAGUUGUGGUGCAAAGGCGAGCGAGCGAGCGGGCGAGGAGAGGGAGAGAGGAAGGAAGGAGGGCCGGCACCCGCCGCGUAAUGGUCUUCUUGGCUGCUGCUGCCGCCUUCUUUGCGGGACGGCGCAGGGCUUCUACGCCGCCGCCCUGCUGUUUUGCCUGCAGUUUGGGCUCGCCUUUGCCAGAAUGUGUUCAGGUGCCGCGCAGGUCGGGGGGAAACGCCUGUAG